AUGGCAAACCACACUUCCAAGAUGAUGGCAGGGUUUCGCUCUCAGCCCUACAGUCCAGUACCCACGACUCAGGAUCCCUCAACCCCUACAGCGGAAAAACUCCUUGCGUCUCAAACGACAACGCCCAUUCAUUCAGAACUAAAGAAGAGCUCCUCACAAUCAUGGUCCGCUGCACAAAUCCUACUGACCGCAGCGAUUCCACUGGUCGCCCUUGUCGUAUGGCUUGUAUGCGUCCGAGCGAAUCCGCGAAUUUUCGAUACGUUUGCGGGCGAGAAGAUUGGGGGCCACCUUAGCCAAGCAGAGGCAAAAGCAGUCGAUGCCAUCACAGGAGCUGUACUGGCGCCUUUACUCAUGGCAACUCUGAAUUUUGUCUGGUUUGGCAGUGCACGCGUGUCGGCCUUGAACGAACAGCAAGCGAAGCCAAUUCCCCUUCGUACGCUGGUUGCCGCCAGCGGUACAACAGGCGGGAACUAUGACCUUUUCAAUCUCCGCAAUCUACUCAUGGGCAAGACUUGGACACUUGGACUCUUUGCGCUGCUAACGAUGCUCUCUGCUGUUUCGAGAACAGCACUGAGCAAUGUUAUUGCGUACGAGGCAUUUUCUGAACUCGGCUCUUCACAGACGUCUGUUCCACUAAGGCUGCAAAGUGACGUUACCAUCAACCAAGAUUACGACGGUAUAGUGUCAGGGGCCGACAUCGUCUCAUUGGAUUUGUACGAUUUCGACGGUAAUCAGAAUGCCCAAGUCGUCAAGGAUGUGGUGUCCCUCUUAACCGAGAUAUCCUACGACAGUUCCGACUCAAAACUGACCAAUGGUACAUAUGUAGCCGUGAACGUAACAUCGCAAUCGCUAGAGUCUCUGCCGCCGGCUAUUUCCAGGCUCGAAAACGUACCGGCCUAUCGACUGUCGGUCAAUUGUAGCCCGGCUCUGCCAGAAUCAAUAUCAGUAGAUCAACCACUAAAUUUUUACAACACGAUGAUCAACUUGAUUAUCAACAAAACUGCAGAGUCGGAUAAUUACUUAUUUGAAGCAUUCUACCCGGGUACACCUGAAAACAUUCAAAAGGGAGAAGGCGACAGCCUCACAUACGCCGCAUUUACUCUGGGUUUCAAAGAGGCAUAUCUAGGCUCCCUAAGGCGUUUCGACUUGUCCAAUGAUACGGAACCGUCGGCAUACGGCACACUCCAUUACCGUGCCUACAACAUGACUCAAUGGGGCUUCAGUGGAACAAUGGGACUCAUGUCUGCCUGCGGGUUGCGGUGUGUGCUGUACCGCGAACACGGCGUCGCCAACACAAGUCGCAGUUCGGACAACACCUCCAGCACCGCCGUAUGGACCAUUGACGCCGCCACGUUUCCCUCGCAAAAGAAACAAAUCAUCCCCUCCCAGCUCUCCAAAUUCCAAUACAACAGCCUCAACUUCCACGUCCCGGGCUCGUCCAUCCCCGGUCUCGGUCCCGCCCUGUCCAACAUGUACGCUGUAACGACCCAAGACUUCUUUACCGACUUCGCACACACCUUCCUCUACGCCUCGGGUGAGACGCAGCGUAUCCUCUACGAGGUUGCUGCAUCCAGCAAGAACGCUUCGCGCAACAUCCCCCAGUACACCAUCCACGUCCCGGCAUACGCAAUGCAACUACAGUACCGCAUCACAUACGUACCCAGUAUCCUCCUGGUCGGUUUAAUCUGCCUGCUGGGUGCAAGCGCAGUAACCGGCACCAUGGCCUUAUCCGCGAGGAAGUCCCUCUCAGCGCGAGCCCAGCGCGAGGUCAACGUCACGAGACUUUUGCUGGACAGCGUAGUCGGGUUGGAGGCGGAUGCAGAUGAACUGGCAAAAGUGGCGCAGAGAGGCAACGACGAAUUAGACGCUUGGGCGGCGGGGUACAAGGUGAAAUAUAGAAUCACGGAUGAUGAUACGGGUGAUAUUAGAAAGAGUGUGGUGGGAUUCUACACGUGGCAUAGGUGGAGUAUAUAG
This is a messenger RNA of Alternaria alternata, 1974 nucleotides long. RefSeq lists its product as hypothetical. NCBI's taxonomy places the organism in Eukaryota, Fungi, Ascomycota, Dothideomycetes, Pleosporales, Pleosporaceae. The transcript is spliced from 2 exons. The coding region runs from base 1 to 1974 and encodes 657 amino acids. The record is from RefSeq and is a predicted model, not a curated record.